This is a messenger RNA of Prorocentrum cordatum, 3038 nucleotides long. The record is from the annotation of a GenBank genome assembly. NCBI's taxonomy places the organism in Eukaryota, Dinophyceae, Prorocentrales, Prorocentraceae.
GCCUCGUCUCAAGUUCAGCAUUUUGCGUCAGCCGUCCGAAGACGUUAUUCCGCGUUUACCUCUGGGAAUGGAUGAAUCGAGCGGCAUUGGAGGAUUCGCGAUUGGCGGCAUUCGAGGGCUUCCGUUUGAGAUUGAAACGCUUUUUCAGCGCAGUGACGAAGAAGAAGUUGAUUUGAAGAACGAUGACAAUUUCGAUGGCUUGAUGAUGCGGACGAGGCAGGCACACCAGCUUGAGAUCAGAUGCCUUCAGUGCGAAGUUCAGAGCUUGCGCAAGAGGCUGGCGGCCGCAAGCAGGGAUAGGAACGCACGUGUCGACGCGCUCGCCAAGCGAGCAGACCUGCCCGUUGAUCCAGAAUUGGUGUACAUGGUCAUCGAAGAGCCUUUCCCUGGCCAGAAGGAAGCCUCCACAGACGCUCCGUCCCACGUGGCCGACAGGGCGUCGGCGGGCCUGUCGGAGUCACCCUCGGGCCGGCCCGGCCCGCAGAGAGGCCACGAGGGCGGGGGGAAGCCGGCCCAGCAGGAAGGCGCCAUGAGGGGAGGCCAGACGAGGAGGGCGUCGGCGCCGCUCUCCGCGAAUGUGAAGAGGCAGGUAACGUGGGCCGACAGUCUCGUGCACAGCGUGAAAUACCAGAGGCAUGUCGUGGAGUCGCUGAGGACACGCAGCGCGCUGACCAGGCUGAUUCAGCACCCGGGGUUCGAGGUCCUCGUUGCCAGCGUGAUCGUCCUGAACGGAGCAGUCAUGGCUGCCGAGGCGCAGUACCAGGGCUUCAAUCUGGCCGUGUGGACCGGCCACGACGCUGCAGGCCGUGCCUCCUCCGAGGUGUGGCCGCACGGUGCAGCGGUAUUCUUGGCAUGUGAGUGGAUAUUCGGAGUAUUCUUCCUGGUCGAGAUUAUCAUCAGGAUUGCAGCGGAGCGUUUGCAAUUUCUCCGAGACUACUGGAAUUGUUUAGAUCUUUUGGUUGUGGCGCUCUGGACGGCGAGCCGUUUUGAGAUUGGCCCGAGCGUGAAUGUGCAGAUGCUGCGUCUCGCUCGCCUAUCACGGCUAGGGCGCCUUGUUCGGCUUGUCCGGUAUUUGAACAGCUCUCGGUUCGAUUCGUUGUACGUCAUGGUUACGUCGCUCCAAGGGGCUGUGGCGGUGCUAGCAUGGUCUUUCACUUUGUUGUUGAUCUUGCACAUGAUCUUAGCGCUGGCUGUCAACCAGGCCCUUCAUAUUUGGUAUUUCGACGAAGGCAAGGCCGAGGAACAAGCCGAGGUGUUUGAAUAUUUCGGGAGUUUUACCCGGUCACUUCUCACAAUGUUUGAGUUUACCCUUGCAAAUUGGAUAGUCCCAGCGCGAGUGUUGAUGGACCAGGUGCACGAGUCGCUCUUCAUCUAUUCGAUCUUGCACAAGAUGGUGCUCGGAUUUGCCAUCAUAGGAGUAGUCAACGGGAUAUUCAUCCAAGAGACAUUCAAGGUGGCUGCGAUGGACGACGCGAUAAUGGUGAGGCAGACGACCAGAAAACAGACGGCCCACAUCGCGAAGAUGAAGAGCCUCUUCGCCACGGCAGACACGAACAGAGACUGCGCGAUUGAUCGCGACGAAUGGCUGGAGUUAUAGGACGACUGGGUGAAGGUCUGGCUGAAAGCUCAAGACUUCCCGGAUCCGCUCAGACUGUUCGACGAGCUGACCCACGGACGUGAGCGCCUCACCGCGCAGGAGCUCAUCGAAGGCACGGCGCGGAUGAAGAGCGACGCUUCGCCCCUGGGUGUGGUCAGGCUGAUCAGCGAGGCGCGCGACCGUGUGAUCAGCGAGGUUCGCGAAUGCCUGAAAGGAGUCGAAUGCACACUGCACGAGGCCCUUGCUCUCAAGCCACACACAGUACCGAAUCACACCACCUCGCCCUAAAGCGGAGCGUGCAGAAUACCAACAGUUCACAGGCCUCCGUUGCGGGCGCCUUCCACUCUCCGGGGGCAGCGAGAACGCUGCCCACCGCGCGUGCAGCAGCGUGACUUUCCAAGCUCAGGAUCGUUUAACCGACCCCCAUCCCUAUCCUCAUCUCCUUCGAGAGGAGGGCGCUUGGUUUUCUCCUCGUUCCUCCCCCCCUCCCCUCGAGAGGCACUUCGGACCACGCACUGCCAUGGCCCGCCUCCGCUGUGCCGCCAUUGCUCUAGGACCACAGCUCCAUGCGCUGUCCCCUGUCCUUCGUACGCCAGAGCAGUAUCUCCCGUGUACUGUCUCCCGUGUACUGAUGCUUUUCUAGAACUGAUCCCAUAAUUUGUCUCAAAUUGGACGUGCAGCCCGUGCACUGUUUUUUUUUAGAAGUGAUCACAUAAUUUGUCUCAAAUUGGACGUGCAACCAAGCUGUCGACAAGUCCUGAGGAUGGCUGUCGUACACUGCUGUACAAUACAGGGAAAAGUGAACGCGUUCACUGAAGCCAUCUUCCAAGUCUAGACGCUUCAGCUGGUGGGACUAGGUUCCAAGGAGGUUUCGAUGUGGGGAAUGGUGCCCUCUUGAUGGUUCUUGGAGCUCUCCUGGACCGACAUGGUGCACCUGAGCAGCCUUGAGGCUAUCCUGGGCUGCUUUGAGCACGUGCAGCCAUGCAUCUCUGCGAUAUUAUCCUCUCGCUCUCGCUCUCGCUCUCUCUCUCUCUCUCCUCCUGCUCCUCCUCCUCCUCCUCCUCCUCCUCCUAUCGCCGGUGCUGUCUUUUUGUGGUUUCUGCAAGUGCGCUGCCCAGAUGUUUGGCAAGCACGUUGCCCACUCUCCUUCUUGCUCCUGCCGAGGCGCCCACCGUUUGCUGGAUGGAAGCUCGGGGCCCUACCAAGGCAGACCGAAACUGGAGGUGUCGCGUCUAUGCUCCCCUACUCAUUCGGCCGAUGCCGGAGUAGGGACAGGGAUCAGCAUCAUAUGCUUCUCGCGACAAAGGCGAAAUAUUGAGUCGUUGGGUUGGGCCCUCUCGGAACGCUUCUGAAGCCCUCUUGGGCCCUCAUGGCCAGCCAGUGGUAUCCCUGUAGGGUAUACUUGCGGCAGCCUGGAUCUGCUCGGAGGCUGAGCCCCCCC